GACAGACCAACGAAAAUGAGCCUCAUGGACAUCACGAAAAUGUUCUCCAUGCUCCAGCCCAAAGCAGACGACGACGAUGACAACAACAGAGAUAGCGAGGAGCUGAACCGAGCAGUAGCUGAGGACAACCACCAAACCCUGGAGAACCUCUUAUCCCAGGACAGGUACAAGAGGGUCAUCAACCGCCAGAGCGGCUGGGGCAUCCCCAGCACGCCGCUGCGCCUGGCCGCCACGCGAGGCUGUGCCCGGAGCAUCAGGCUGCUCUUGGCACACGGGGCAGAGGUGGACAGCCUGGACGUGAAGGCUCAGACCCCGCUCUUCAUAGCGGUCAGCAACGGCCACCGGGAGUGCGUGAAGGUCCUGCUGGAGGCGGGGGCCAGCCCCUGCGGCAGCAUCUACAACAACUGCUCCCCGCUGCUCAUCGCCGCGCGGGACGGGAACGUGGACAUCCUGCAGCAGCUCCUGGACCACGGCGCGGAAACCAACGUUCAGGCCAGGCUGCCCCAGUGGGUGGCCAACUCGGUGGCCUGCUCCGGUCCCCUCUACCUGGCUGCUGCAUACGGGCAUCUGGAGUGCUUCAAGAGGCUGCUGCUUUACGGGGCCGAUCCCAACUAUAACUGCACCGAGGAGAGCGUGAUUGCACACAUCAAGGAGCCCAAGACUCUGCUGGAAACCUGCCUGAGGCACGGCUGCAGGAGCGAGUUCAUCAAACUGCUCAUUGACUUUGGAGCCAACGUGUACUUGCCCAAUGUCACGGUGUAUGAGGCAGCAGCCCACAGCGAGGGCCUGGAGCUGCUGCUGCAGGCGAGAGCUCAUCCCAAAUCCUUGCUGGCUCAGUCCCGGCUGGCCAUGAGGCGCCUCCUGAAGCCGGCUGCCCACCUGCACUCCCUCGGGAAGCUGGAGAUCCCAACGGUGCUGGCAAACUACCUCCAACACCAGCCAUGA
Strigops habroptila (Kakapo) is the source of this 945-nucleotide messenger RNA. It is a transcript of the gene ASB12, whose product is annotated as ankyrin repeat and SOCS box containing 12. The transcript is spliced from 2 exons. Gene Ontology annotation, molecular function: protein binding. Gene Ontology annotation, biological process: regulation of barbed-end actin filament capping. Gene Ontology annotation, cellular component: cytoplasm; nucleus. NCBI's taxonomy places the organism in Eukaryota, Metazoa, Chordata, Aves, Psittaciformes, Psittacidae. The record is from RefSeq and is a predicted model, not a curated record. The coding region runs from base 16 to 945 and encodes 309 amino acids.